AUGGCAGUCUUGCAUGUAAAAGGGCCUGUGGUGGUGGUUAUCUAUCAGGCGGGAAGCGCCAAGCCUAUCACGCGGGAAAGACCCCUAACCAACCACCAACUUACCUUCCAACCAAGCCCUUCGAUCCCGGCAGCUGCAGGGUAUAUAAUCUCGGUCCUCCCCUUACUUUGAAGCCUACAGCUCCACAAUUCGUUUUCAGCGAUGGCAAGAAUCCAAAAGAUACAGUUUUUUCUUUUUCUUGUCUUUUUUCUGCUUUUUCAUGGCAUCGAAGCUACGCGAGGGAAAGCGAUGCUGCCCACUUUGCCGCAAAAGGGGGGGGCGGCUUUCUUCUUCCCCAAAAUGACAGUUCCACCAUCAGGGCCCAGCAUGCAGCAGAAUUCUGUGGAGAGGCGCGCGUAUUUCAUUCCAGCGGCAAUAAAAAAUGCAGCUUGUGGGGAUCGUCAAGAACAAACUUAG
Molecule: messenger RNA, 456 nt
Organism: Lolium rigidum
Lineage: Eukaryota; Viridiplantae; Streptophyta; Magnoliopsida; Poales; Poaceae
Source: RefSeq, a predicted model, not a curated record